ACAUGGUGGACCUGGCCGAGGGCUUCGACCGCCUGUGUCUGUACACUGACGACCCGCAGCAGCUGCUGCAGCAGCUGCAGGGGCCCAACACCAGCACUGUCACUGUUAUAUCGCAGCAGCAGCAGCAGCAGCAGCAGCAGCAACAGCAGCAGCAGCAGCAGCGCACAGUGGACUGUCUGCCGCUGCUCUACACUCCUCUCAGACGCUUCUGA
Molecule: messenger RNA, 212 nt
Organism: Eimeria tenella
Lineage: Eukaryota; Apicomplexa; Conoidasida; Eucoccidiorida; Eimeriidae
Exons: 1
Source: RefSeq, a predicted model, not a curated record